UUUUGAGUACGCAUUUCCAUUUUGCGGACUUGAAAUCAUCCUUUUUAAGUUUAAGCAUGGCAUCAGAAAGUGUUGGUUCCGACAAAGUCAAAUGUUUCCAAACAGAGAAAGGAUUUAAAGUGGAGGAAAAUGAGGACUUUUCAAUAUUGAAUCAAAGUGAUGCCAUCCCGAUUGAUGCAUGUCACUUUAGAAAGGUGAAGGCGUUUAAAUACAGCUUUGGCGAAAACAUUGAGUCAAAACAAGAACAAUGGAAUUCUGAUAACAUUGUAGAGGAUUUGGAUGGAGCUGAUUUGGGUUUAAUCGACUUUCGAAAUACAGACACUGAUUUAGCAGCUCUAAAGUGCACCAGACAAAGCAGUGUUAUUAAUCUAAAAGAAGAAAAAAGUAAAAAGCAGCCAAAAGUAUGGUUCGAAAAUAUUGUUACCGACAAUUUCACACAAGAGAACGACAAAUUACCCCAAGAAACACCAAAAGGGCUAAGUAAAGAAAAAUUGCAUCACAAGCAAGCUAUUGCAGAUGAUGAUUUUCAAUCGUGCGAACAGCCACAGUUUCAGAAAGAAGAAAUAUGUAUUGAGAGGUCAUCAGGCCUAAAUAAAGAAUACCUUGCCAAUCUGGCCAUUUCACAGAUUAAAGGAGGUUUUAUUAAGCAGGAAACGGGGCAAAAAGACAGGGUGCUCGUUAAUAAUCACCCAAUACCAAACGAAGGAGAUAUCGUCAGUUUGAAAUUAAAAAGCGUGAAAGGACCAAGGAAAAUAAGGGAGAUUGGAAAAGGAGCAUUUGGAAAAUGCUUUCAAAUUGAAUUUCCUUUGAAAAAUGGUGGAACCUUAAAUUUUGCAAUCAAGGAGAUUGAAAGUAUAAGAAAAAACAAUCAAGAGGAAGAGGAAAUGAGAAAGGAAUUUCAGAUGCUUAGAAGACUUGAUCAUCUGAAUAUCGUCCGAUGCUUCUGGGAUUAUCUUGAUAAUGGGCAAGGAAAAUACUGCAUAGCCAUGGAAUAUAUGUCUGGUGGGACUGUCAGUCACUUUGUGCAUCAGAACACGAGAGAAAUGACAGAUGACCGUAUUAAAUAUUACCUUGUUCAGAUACUAGAUGGUCUGGCAUACUUACACUCUUUGAACAUACUUCACAGAGAUUUAAAAGGAGAGAACUUGCUUCUUUCUGAAGACUCAUAUGACUUGAAAAUAUGUGAUUUCGGCUGUGCAACUGAGGUUCAAGAUAUUGUCAAUGGGAAUAAAGAUAAGCAGCUUGUAGGAACUGUGCCUUUUAUGUCGCCAGAGGUUAUUCGGGACCAUUUGUAUAGUGCUGCAAGUGAUGUUUGGGGCGUGGGCUGUUGUAUUAUACAAAUGGCUACAGGCAAACUACCUUGGGACGCUAGUGGCUACAAAAACGAAGAGAUGACUCUUAUAUAUAAGAUUGGAAUAGCUGAAAAUCCACCGCCGAUCCCAGCACAUUUGUCACCUUCAAUAUAUGAUUUGACAAAGAGUUGUCUUCAAAUUGACAAACAGAAAAGACCACAAGUGAAAAACUUAGUUAUCAACAAAAUCUUCGAUGAUUUACAAAAGUAAAGCCAUGCGAUUUUCAAGACAUACAUAGAAACUGUGAACAUUGGAAAAACGACAACAAAGAAAAACAACAUCAUGAAAAAAAAACAGCAACAAAAAAACAACAACAAAGAAAUCCCCCCACACGC
Messenger RNA from Ruditapes philippinarum (Manila clam), 1687 nucleotides. RefSeq names its product mitogen-activated protein kinase kinase kinase 1-like. The record is from RefSeq and is a predicted model, not a curated record. Gene Ontology annotation, biological process: protein phosphorylation. Lineage: Eukaryota; Metazoa; Mollusca; Bivalvia; Venerida; Veneridae. Gene Ontology annotation, molecular function: protein serine/threonine kinase activity; ATP binding. Gene Ontology annotation, cellular component: cytoplasm. Bases 57 to 1562 code for a protein of 501 amino acids. The transcript is spliced from 9 exons.